UUAAGGUUGGAGCCCGUCUUUGUCGACUUUCUUUUUUUGACGCAGCCGAAACUAUUGUUUCUAUAUCUUGUCAAUUCAAAAUUUUGUUUUUAAUUUGGUUCCACUUUGAAUCAUCAAAAAUUAUGGAUAACUGACGAAAAAAGGUUUUCUAGGAACCCCGAUUAAAAAUGCAAAAGAAAUUAGAAGAAUAGAAUCCUGUGUUGUCAUGAUAAAAUUAUUCAAAGAUACAUUUGAAAAUAUAGCAUGAGCGAGUGUUACACGAUAUUGAUAGAACAUGGCUUCGCUUAUAAAAGUGUUUGUAUUCUGCUGUUCCGUAUCGUACUAUGCAAGCGCUUUUAACUUGGAUAAACGCGUAUCUGGAGCUAAAUUUUUACCCUCGGAUUCGUACAGAGAAUUAGCUUAUCAUUUGUGGGAAAAAGAAAAAGAACAAGCAAACGUUUUGAAAUUCAAUGCAGUGCUGUUUGGAUCAAAUUGGACAUUAGUAAAACCGACAGCCACACUAGAAGUUGGUUUAAGUGGAAGCGGAGAGACGGAAGAAGAAAAACUAUUUGCAAAAGACAUUAGAAUACGAUAUGGAUGUGAGCUUUUCAACGCAUCAGCAACGAAGUGUUCAAGCAGUAUUACACUCACUGUACCAAGUUCAACUAUUAACUUGACAUCAAACGGGAAAAAUUCCAUCGCGAUUAAGAGCAACGACGAGAAAAGUGCAAUUUUGAUUUGUCAACCGAGAGCAGAACAAUUUUGUGAAUCUUCAUCUUAUUCAACGGGUGCUUGUUAUCUUACCACUGUAAACCACACUAACAACAAAGAAGAACUUUUCACAGAUACUCCUGCUUGGAAAGAGAUCACUCCAUGUUGGAAAAGUUGCUAUCCGACUAUCGUUGACUUGGCGUUUGUUGUCGACGGAUCAUCUUCCGUGAAGAAGAAAAACUUUGAACGUGUAUUAAACUGGAUGGAACAAAUUGUCCAAGCAUUUGACGUCACUCAGUCAUAUCAAAUUGCGGUUGUAAAAUAUGCAAGAAAACAAAAAACAAAAGUAGAAAUUCAACUCGGGCAAUAUAAAACCCACGAGUCACUCCGAAAUGGAAUAAACCAAAUACAGUACAACCCAGGAGGCUCGCAAUCAAGUUACGCAAUAAAUCUCACAAUAAAUGAUGUUUUCAACGGGCCUAAUGGGCGAUUUCCAAAUGCAAGAAGAAUAAUGUUGUUUCUUACCGAUGGCAAAUCAUCAGACUCAAGCCUGCUAGAAUCAACCACAAAUUACGCGAGGCAGAAUGAUGUUGAGGCAUUUGCCGUUGGAAUAGCACAGUACAAGAUGAAAGAGUUGCUGAUGAUUGCUGGAGACCCAUCGAGAGUUUUCACUGAAAAAGAUUAUGACAACUUACCAAAUACAAUAUCCAAAUUACAACGCGGAAUUAGAGCUCUUGAAGGCGGCAACAAAAUAAGUCAAAAUAUGGGGAGUGGCGGACUAGAUCAAUGUAGUGCAGGCAUGUCUUCUAUAUUCGGCCGAAAGAAGGUAAAACGAUAUUUUUCUCAUGGAUAUUGUUUGUGUUGGAGUACUGUAUUGAAAAUGUGUUUGUUAGCCCGAAUGAAUGUUGUGUUGAAUGCGAGGGUUGGUAACUUAUCAUAUAAAAUCGAAUGGUUGUGUAUGCAUUUUGAUUUUGCCUUAUAUGCCUAUGUCAUUGGCUGUAUGUGUAUAUGUAUGGCUGUAUAUUCAUAGCACGUUACCAACCCUAUCGUAUUGUGAUGAUAAGGUGCAGCAGCGAUUCGGUUAAUGUUCGGAGAAAUUUCGGAGUCGGGUAAAAACUUUCACGCUGUCGAUACAGCAUCCUUAUAUACCUAUUUUUUUGAAUAAUGUCCCAACGUUGUGCUAUUAUCGUGUACCAACAAAAGUGAUAUUGCCGUAAAUGAUGGUUGUCUGAAAAUGUAACGGUGAUUUGGAAGUAUGUGGAGACCUUGCCCUGAUGACCUCAUCGGCGCAGUAAGUAGAUAUACUUUUUUGUGAGGUUAAAACAGUUGGUUUUGUAUAGUAAGUCUGUGUGCUAGAACCGGCUAAUGAACCAGUGGGUGUGGUAGCAGUAAAAGGUGAAUCACUUCUCCAGGGCUGGGCAUUUUCGAAUACCUGAUGGUUUCUGAAUCGAAUCGAAUAUUUGUUUCGAAUCAAAUCCCGAAUAGCCUACUUGAAAUAUAUGUAACUAUAUGUACGUGACUUUUUAUUACUGAAAACCAAGAAUCCGUCUGUAAGUCGGUUCGUCGAGUGCUGAAACACAAUGAGAAAGAUGUUUAUUUAAUAACUCACUAGGAAGAAAAAAGUCACAUGUCAGAAUUGUAUUUUGAAAAUAUGGCUUCGACAAAAAAAUUGAACAAAAAAAACAAACAAGAUGGAGGCCUUUCCAAAUUUUCGUCUGAACCGAUUCGAAUAAUUUACUAUUCGAUUCGAUAUGCCUCAGCCCUAAUAUAUUGCAAAAUAUAUUGAAUAUUUAGCAAAUAAAUCGAAUAUAUAUAAACGGGUCACUUAAGGAUUAGAAGGUUAGUAUUUGAUGUCGACAUUACAAAAACAAUAAUUUGAAAGGUUGGCAUCGAUAUUUUAACAGUAUAAAUAGAAAAUAGAUGCUUUUUUCGGCCUCACCGCCGCAAUGUACAAGGUAGGUAUCGGUGUAGAGACGGAUAUUGUGGAGCUAAUAAAAAAUGUGGUGAGGCGUGUGAACGGUAGGUAUGUGGGCCAACAAAAACGGUGCAGCAUGUCUGUGGACUGUUUGAGGACGAAGAGCUAUCUGCGUAAUUCCUUCCGAAUGGUCUCGGGGAUAUAUAUACGGACCACGGUAUUGCAAAGAGUAAGUAUAUAACGAAACACAUAGCCUUAGAAAAAUAAAUAAUCAAAUGAAAUCACUCAUUUGUAACCAAAAAAUCGGACGAAAUCCCUCAUUUAUGAUUCGGUCCAGUUGCAUUUGGUACAUAAACUAAGCUAUGUUCGUUGGAAUAUUUCUAAAGCUUUCCACACCAUUGUCCAUUCAUUCCAUCUAUAUUUAAGUAAGCUUUGUCACAUAUGGAAUUUAAGAUGUCCCAUUCAAUUGGAACAGGAUCUAUCUGCAAGACCAAAAACAAGUUGUGCAAUAUGACAAUUCAUUCUCUAAUAAUAUUUGGGUCAUGGAGCACGGAGUUCCUCAAGGAGUCAAGCACUUUGGUAAUUACUUGGUUCAAUAACAUUUUAGCUUAGAAGUGUCAAAACGAGUCAACCAUGUUUGCAAAUGACACUGAUUUGAUUCUCUUUGGGAUCAUCCUGGAAGAUCUAUUCACAGUUGCAAACCGAGAACUAGCCAACAUUCAUAGCUGGAUAUUGGUAAACGAAUUAUCUCUUCAUGCUAAUAAGAUUAAAUUUGUAUUAUUCAAUCCAAGCAAGAGAAGUGUGUGUUGUACAAAUCCUUUGCUGAUCAAUGGUAACGAAAUUGAAAGAGUGAGAGAAAUAAAAUUCUUAGAAGUAAUCUUUGAUGAAAAUCUGGCUUGGAAAUCACAAAUAGCAUAUACUAUUGGUAAAACAAAAAGUAAAUGUGAAAGUGUAAACCAUUAAUUUAAAAUGGUAAAUAUACUCAAAGUUGAAGAUAUAAUGAAAUUUGAAGUAUUAUCCUUAGUUUAUGAUGUUCAUAUCAAUUCAUUGCCAAACUGCGUUCCCUACAUACCUGUUAACUAAUUCGGUACAAAAUGUGGCAAUCUCUACAGGAAUAUUUAUUUAAAUUUAUGUUGUAUGAGUGAUUGUGUGUGCGUGUUUCAAUUACGUUAAUACUUGUGGGUGAGCGAACAUGUACGACUUCUCUUGACAACAUUUUUCAAUCUAAAAUCUGCACGUUUCAAACCUUUCUUGAGUUUUGUUCGCCCUACUGAUUCUGUGAUCAACUUUUUUAUUUGCUUUUAUCAAUUAUCUUAUCGUCGUUUAUGCUGAUUAUGCAGUCAAAAUAAAUUUAUACUCCCAUAUGUCCGAAGUAUGCUGCAUAAUUUUUGUAGUAGAUGUAACCAUCUAAAAGUUUAUUUCGUCAUGCGAGAAAUCAUUAAUAAGGAUCAUUUUUAUUAAAACUAUUUAACCACUUGUCGCUUAGAGUUAGGCUACUGAUAGUUGGUUUUAGCCUAGUCUAUCACACCUCUUUCGGGACUCAUUUUUGAAUAUGGCAACUAAAACUCCUCGGGAGAUAUAAUGGCAAUAAAGUUACUUGAUUUACAACUAAUUGUUGAAAACACAACUGAAUACUGGCAAAUUACACGCAAAACUACGAGAACAGGCAACGUUUACAAGCAUGAUCAAAUGUUUGUCUGAGUGGAAGAAGUAUCUGAGCGGCCGACAAAGUGCAAUUGUUACGUUAUUGUUGACUUAUUGCUGAUUGAUCAUUGUUAUGAAAAAACACAUAGAAAUCGAUGCUCGGGGGAACAUCCAUUGAGACACAAUAGAUUCGAAAAAAAUGUUGUGUUCGCGCAGCAGUACUUGAAAACACCAAGAUUCUCCAUAUCAUCCAGCCAUAGUUAACUUAAUAUAGUUCGCUCACGCUUUUUUCGUCUUUGUUUAUUUAUGUUACACAGUUCUCUCGUUACGCUUGAGUGAUGCGUCAUGGAUUUUCUCAACGCCAUAUUGUGGCGCGUGUCUUAGCUAUCUAUGUAUGUAUUUUUAUUUGCCUCAAAAAUGUACAGGUAUCUGCAUAAUAGUUAAACGUUAUAAAAGAGACGGGAUACAUGUUCAAGACAUUACUGGCCUAAGACACAGAUGUUCGACAUGCAACCCAACAAGUGUAACUGCAGUUUAGGACUGCUGCGUUAUAGUGGGACAACAGACAUGAAAUAUACAAAUAAAAUUCUUGUACAAUACACAGGGCAAAGGGGUACGGCACCACGAUGAUAUGUACAAUAGGCAGUUUAUGGCACGUUCAUGUCCCAGGUUCU
Styela clava is the source of this 4923-nucleotide messenger RNA. Its product is annotated as integrin alpha-L-like. The record is from RefSeq and is a predicted model, not a curated record. Lineage: Eukaryota; Metazoa; Chordata; Ascidiacea; Stolidobranchia; Styelidae.